This is a messenger RNA of Rangifer tarandus platyrhynchus (Svalbard reindeer), 428 nucleotides long. NCBI's taxonomy places the organism in Eukaryota, Metazoa, Chordata, Mammalia, Artiodactyla, Cervidae. The record is from the annotation of a GenBank genome assembly.
AGGUGAGAGGGCGAGAGAACCGGACAAGACAGCCGCGGGAGGCGUGGGGGGGGGGGGGGUUGGGAGCAAGCCCCGAGGCUCGGAGGGCGUGGGGAGGUACCUGGCGACCGCGCGGCAGGCCCAGAGCAGCGGACGACCGGCCGAGACAGACCGGCCCAGGGCCAGCGGCAGGAGGCUACCCCGCGGCGGGGAGCAGCCACCCGUCACGCCGCACAGCCCGCGAGACGCGACCGGAGGAUCCGGGCCCUGUGGUCCGCGGCGGGGUGUGGGGGGAGGCCGGUGCCACGGGCAAAGGCGCGUGGUGUGGGGCGGGGCGCUCUGAGCACCCCUUCCCCCCCACCAACCCUACGACCCAACCUCGAGGGAACGUGGCGGUGAGGUCGGGCGGAAGAGGGACACCGGAGAAGACCACCGGGUGCGGGGCAAGA